AUGGAUAGGUUCCUAAUAAACAAAAAGGAAGUGAUGCCCAGAUAUGCGCCAAGAGGGGCAUAUGCCCUUGGAAUCAAGGAGGUAAUGCAUGAAGCAGGGUCCUGCUAUCCUCUAGACGAAAGUCCGUAUUUAAGCACGAUUGAAGGUCAAAGCCUCGGGCCAAAAAUAAUCAUCCAGCCGUAUAGACAGCUGAAGAUUAAGUCCCUUCCCGACGACUUCUACAGCAGCCUGAUCGAUUGGUCCGGGGAAAAUGUAUUCUUCACUGCCGACGGCUGCCUGUUUGUACACAAUUUCUUUUCCUCAAAGACAUUACAAGUCUGUGAUCUCAACAGCCUCGGAAUAACAUCUGUAAAAUGUAAUCCGACAACCAGUACCGUUGCCCUUGGGACGUCUGCAGGCGCCAUGCUGAGCAUCGACAUAGGUUCUCUGAAGAUGACAAGAUACUCAUUUCAUAGAUCAAGAAUAGGUGUAAUUGAGUCUGAAAACACAAAUAUCAUAACUGGAAGCAGGGACAGGAAAAUAAAGAUAACAGAUCUGCGCUCUGAAAAAGCAGUGGCAACCAUUUUGCAUCACAGGCAGGAGGUAUGCGGCCUAAGCAUAAGCAAGGAUCUUAGGUUCUUGGCGUCCGGCGGAAAUGACAAUAGACUUUAUAUUUAUGACUAUAGGAAUUUAGCACAUCCUCUUAAACAGUGUUCUAGCCAUAAGGCUGCUGUAAAGGCAAUAAGCUGGUCUCCUCUUUCUCCAAACCUGCUAGUAUCUGGAGGAGGAACUGCCGACAAAACGAUCAAGUUAUGGGACAUAAGCUUGAUAAACUCAAGCAGAUCAAGCCCGUGCCUGAUAAGAUCUGUAGAUUAUGGCUCUCAAAUAUGUAAUCUAAAGUGGCUGAAAUCCAACAAAAUUCUUAGCACGCAUGGAUACUCAAAGGAUGACAUUAGGCUGUCACAGAUGUCUUCCUUUAAGGUAGAAAGAUACUUUCUUGGCCAUAAGAACAGGGUGAUCCAUUUUUCCUGCUCAGAUGACGAGAGGUACUUCGUUUCUGGAUCCUCUGAUUCUAAUAUAAACUUCUGGGAAUUGGAUGGAGAGAAGGAUGAUGAAAUAAAGAUUAGAUAG
Encephalitozoon hellem ATCC 50504 is the source of this 1110-nucleotide messenger RNA. RefSeq names its product WD40 domain-containing protein. The record is from RefSeq and is a predicted model, not a curated record. The coding region runs from base 1 to 1110 and encodes 369 amino acids. Gene Ontology annotation, biological process: positive regulation of anaphase-promoting complex-dependent catabolic process; positive regulation of ubiquitin protein ligase activity; anaphase-promoting complex-dependent catabolic process. Gene Ontology annotation, cellular component: anaphase-promoting complex. Gene Ontology annotation, molecular function: anaphase-promoting complex binding; ubiquitin ligase activator activity; protein binding. Lineage: Eukaryota; Fungi; Microsporidia; Unikaryonidae. The transcript has a single exon.